Patella vulgata (common limpet) is the source of this 4006-nucleotide messenger RNA. Its product is annotated as hemicentin-1-like. The record is from RefSeq and is a predicted model, not a curated record. Gene Ontology annotation, cellular component: cell-cell junction. Bases 64 to 3651 code for a protein of 1195 amino acids. Gene Ontology annotation, biological process: cell-cell adhesion. NCBI's taxonomy places the organism in Eukaryota, Metazoa, Mollusca, Gastropoda, Patellidae. Gene Ontology annotation, molecular function: cell adhesion molecule binding. The transcript is spliced from 14 exons.
AAUUGAUAAAAUAGCGUUAAACUUUUUGGCUUGGUUCGUUUGUAUAUCAGCCGCGACGGAGUGAUGGUGGGUUAUUUUCAGUACGUCAAAAUAAAGAUGGGCAGAAUUUCCUUUCUCUGCCUACUUUUAGGAAUAUAUGUAGAUUAUGCAUCCUCUAUUGGAACGAACUUCACAUUGGUGGCUUCAAGCAAUGUUGUCGACGCUGGUACAUCAGUUACUCUCACCUGUACGGCUGUUGGUAACAUCGAAUUAACUUGGAACGGUCCAGAAGGCCGAAUUACUAUUUUCAUGAAUCCUUGUUUUAGAUUAAUUGAAACAGAACCCGCUGACAUAACUCGUUUUGUUAUAACCUGCGGGUCCGGGUCACAACAAUCCAGUACAAUUAGUAAUCUGACAAUCACUAGUUUUGACCCAGGGAGGGAUAAAGGUAUGUGGGAAUGUUAUGAUGGCGGCCCAUUUACCGUCGGCGUAACCUCUGCAUACACAUCAUUGACUUCCCCAGAGACUGGUAUCCAAAAUAUACAGAUAACCUCAUGGCCUGGUUUUAUAACAGCGACAAAUCAACUAACAUUGUUAGAAGAAGAGAGUGAGACUUUAGCAUGUACAGCUGAAUGUACUGGUACUUGUCAGUAUACAUGGAUGAAAGGUGGUGAAUUAGUAGCAUCUACAAGUCAACUUCCGCUGAAUAAUAUCAACUCGACUAUGUCAGGACUUUAUAUAUGCCAUGCAUCUUAUAACGGUACGGAAUUGACUAAAAACCUACAAGUAAUCGUCUUUUCAAGAGAUUUUAUUAAAUUUGAUCCACCAGGAGAUUCAAUAACAUUAUUUGAAGGGCAGACCAUUUCUAUAAAUUGCUCAACUGAAAAACAUUAUAUGUGCAACCAAUUUGGGUAUAUGUGCCAGAACUUUUGGGAUGCUUUAACUUAUGUGGAAAUAUUUAAUCCCAGUAAUACAAAUAUUUUUGUGAUUAACAACGCAACUGUGUCGCAAGCUGGAAUAUAUAGAUGCAUUUAUACUGAAGACGAAGAAACAUUUAAUACUCACUGGAUUACUUAUAGAACUUUACCAAUACAAGUCUUAGUUCCAUAUGGGCCAUCAACGGUAGAAAUAACACCAUCAUCAGAUCCAGUAACAAUAACAAGUGGAGAAUCUCUAAGCUUCAACUGUUCUGCUGAUUGUCAACCCGGUUGUAAUUAUACAUGGAAAUAUAACAAUGUUAUUGUCUCUAAUAUUGCUACUUAUAUCAUCAGUACCAUUAGUACCGGUCAAAAUGGCACCUAUACUUGUACAGCAACCAACAUUGUAGGAAGUAUGACGCAAUCUACUAAUGUUGAAGUGAAUUAUGCACCAUCAUCCGUAGUAAUAACACCAUCAUCAGACCCAGUAACAAUAACAAAUGGAGAAUCGCUAAGUCUCGUCUGUUCUGCUGAUUGUCAACCAGAUUGCUUUUAUAAAUGGACAAAUAACAAUGUUACGGUUUCUACUAUGGCUGUUUAUACCAGCAAUAAUAUUAGUACAAGUCAAAGUGGUAUCUAUACUUGUACUGUGUUCAAUAUACUAGGAACUGAGUCAAAAUCCACGAAUGUUGUAGUAAAUGCUCCUUCAGUACAGUUACCAAACAUGACAUUAGUAGCAUCCGAAACCACAGUUACAACAGGUUCUUCAGUGACCUUAACCUGUUCUGCAUUUGCCCAAGACGAAUUAAGCUGGUUAGGUCCAUCUCGUGUGAUCACAAACUUCAUGAAUGGGAAUGGGUGUUUUAGAUUGAGUGAAACAGACGCCCCUGAUAUAAGCCAUAUAUCAAUAACAUGUGGUUCUGGAAGUGGUGCAUUAAGCGAUUGGACAAUAAGUAUUCUAACUAUAAACAACUUCGACCCAGGGAGAGAUACAGGAUAUUGGGGAUGUUCAGAUUUUACAAAAUCUAUAGGUGAUAGUGUGUAUUUGAAUUCAACAGACGCUGGAAUAAAAAAUAUUAAGAUAACAUCUUCAACUGGUUUUAUAUCUGCUACCAACGACCUAACUUUACUAUCCGAGGAAUCCGAUGUUUUAACUUGUACAGCCGAAUGUACUGACAUCUGUCAAUAUAAAUGGAUGAAAGGAACUGAUUUAGUAGCAUCAACAAGUCAGCUUUCGUUAAAUAAUAUCAACGCUACUCUUGGAGGGCUGUAUACAUGUAUUGCCACUUCUAAUGGUUCGGAACUAAAACGCUCAUUAGGAAUAUAUGUUCAAGACAGAAGUUCCAUAACAAUCAAUCCACCGAGUGAUAUUAUAACAGUUAUUGAAGGCGACAGUAUAACAAUAACGUGUUCUGCCGAUAGCUACCCAUGUAAUAACAUAAAUGGUAUAACCUGUACAAAUAUGUGGGAUACAUUAUCUGGUUCAUUCUAUAACACUGGACAAGGAAACUCAAUGGUGAUCAACAUGGCUACUCGCACGAUGACUGGGAGAUAUAGAUGUAUCCACGUAGAAUAUGAACCGUCAUCAAAUACUCACUUUGAAACUUACAAAUCUAUACAAUUACAAGUUCAAUAUGGACCAUCAUCAGUAGAAAUAGCACCAUCAUCAGACCCAGUAACAAUAACAAAUGGAGAAUCUUUAAGUCUCGUCUGUUUUUCUGAUUGUCAACCGGAUUGUAAUUAUACAUGGACAUAUAACAAUGUUAUAGUUUCAACUAUUGCUACUUUUAAUAUAGUCUCCAUUACUAAUAGCCAAAAUGGUGUUUAUACCUGUACAGCGACCAACGUCAUAGGUAGUGCGAUUAAAUCUACUAACGUUGCUGUUAAUUAUGGACCAUCAUCAGUUAUAAUAACCCCGACUAAAGAUCCUGUAAUUGUGCAAUAUGGAGAAAAUGUUAAUCUUGUCUGUUCAUCUGAUUGUAAACCAGUUUGUAAUUUUAGAUGGGAAUAUAACAACGUGGUAGUUUCUACAAGUGCUACAUAUACUACCACUAUCACUCUAAAUGGCACUUACAGCUGUACAGCUAGUAAUGCUAUUGGAAGUGUCACAGAUUCUUCAAAUGUUGUCGUUAAAAGUUAUAUAAAAACAGUUGUCGUCCUAUCAGAUGGCACACCAUCAACAAUGGAACCAGGUACCUCAAUAACUAUGACGUGUGAAGCUGAUUGUAUGCCGGUAAAUAGCUGCAGUUAUGUGUGGAAAGACAACCAGAACAACAUUCUCUCAGUGGGAAGGGAGACCACUCUUACUAAUGUAGCGACAUCUGAUGUGGGGACAUAUACUUGUAUGGCAAGUAACGACAUGUCAAAAUCAGCAUCAAUCGAGGUUGCGAUUAAACAUGCACCAGAUGUAGCAAGCAUGGUUAUUCACAGAACACCCAACCUGUCCUCUUAUGACAAGGGAUCGAGUCUAACCUUAAGCUGUUCUGUGAACUGUGUUCCCGACUGUAUAGUUCAAUGGAGUAAAGGAACGACCGUUUUUUCGACUUCCAAUGGUGUUUUGUCUUUAUCAGCUUUAGAAACAGAUGAUGCUGGAACAUAUACCUGUUCGGCUGGUAAUUCAAUGGGCGGCCCAAUCAAGAAAACUACUGAGUUCACUGUUAAAGUAACUAUCUCUGGAACUGGAUCUGGAAACACACCUGUCUUUUCCUGGAUGAUAACCGUGGGAUGUUUGUUAUAUACUUUAAGAAUUUAUUGAUAUGUUAUAUUUUAUUGUUAACUUUGAGAUUUCCCGGUGUCAAUUUGAACUUCAUAACAUAGUAUUUUUUUAUUUUCUUAUAUACAGCCCGUUAUAAGCACACAUAACAAAUACUGAUAAAUAAGUAAUGAAUGAUAGCCGAUGAUUAUAAAGUAAAUUGGCUAUAGCAUAACCUUGCAUUUGCUCAAUUUGGUUUGUUUAUGUGAUGAAUAUAUAUGUAUAAUGGACACUAUUAAAACAGUUUUUUAUCGACAUGAAAUGUAUAUUUUUCGCGACAAAGGUACUUUUAUAUGAUAGUUGUGGGGUAAUAAUGCUAUUGACCUAUAUUUACAGCAAUAAAAAACAUUUUUUGUAA